ACCAAGCCUCACCAUUUACGCAAAUAGCGUUACAAAGGUUCGUAGUGAAUAAGACAGCGAGCCCGAAACCGAUGGGGAAGGAAUAAAAUAUAAUACCAGAAUCGUCGGGUCUGACUGGAACUGUUCUUUCCAGAGGAACGAAGUGCACAAGACCCGAUAGCCAACUGGAAUAACCGGAUUUGGACGUCGCGGUGUGUGGAGUUGGGACGAGUUUGCAGGGUCGUGGAAAUCGUUAAUGUAAAAAUUGAGCAACUGGCAGAUUUUUCGUUUGAAUCGUCGGUAGGGUAGAAGAGCAAGGGAGCCGGCAUGGCGGACGGAUCGUUGAGUCUCCAUCGGAAUAUGAAGAGGAUCUGCAUGGUCCUGGAUCUAUAGGAAUAUACAGCAACCAUUCCCCAUUAACGCAUUAUCUGAUUGUUUCACUUCUGUAAUUUUGUACUCAACUGUGACCAAGUUAGGGAAAUCAAACCAGCAGUGGGUUCAUUUGGGGGCCACAGGGCCAGAUUCAUGACUAUUUAGUCGAAGACGCGCCUCCAAGGCCUAUAAUCAACUGAAGGAAAACGAGGAACCAAAGGAAGAAAGGAUGCUUUGAACGACUAUUGGGGGACGAGAAAGGGUAGAUUGAUAGGUCAAAAUAACGACUGUGAAGGCUCGUGGAGAGGAGUUGAUAAAAAAAUAAUAUUGUAAAUAAUCUAACAUUCAGAUUAAGGAACUGUCAUUCUUUGAAUGCAAAGGUUUAGAAAGAAAUCUACCAAGCCACCAAAGUUACAAUCACGUAGCAUACAGUAUUUGAUUCGAGGAUUGGAUCAUGUCGGGGCGGCCCCGAACCACCUCCUUCGCGGAGAGCUGCAAACCAGUGCCGCAGCCCUCGGCUUUUGGCUCUGUGAAAGUCAGCAGGGACAAGGAUGGCAGUAAGGUGACAACGGUGGUGGCCACCCCAGGCCAAGGGCCCGACAGGCCCCAAGAGGUCAGCUAUACAGACACCAAGGUGAUUGGGAACGGCUCCUUCGGAGUGGUCUACCAGGCCAAGCUGUGUGACUCUGGAGAGCUGCUGGCCAUCAAGAAGGUUCUGCAGGACAAGAGGUUUAAGAACCGCGAGCUGCAGAUCAUGAGGAAACUGGACCACUGCAACAUUGUACGCCUGCGCUACUUCUUCUACUCCAGCGGAGACAAGAAGGAUGAGGUGUAUCUAAACCUGGUUCUGGACUAUGUUCCUGAGACAGUCUACAGAGUUGCCAGACACUACAGCCGAGCCAAACAGACUCUGCCCAUAGUCUAUGUCAAGUUAUAUAUGUACCAGUUGUUCAGGAGUCUGGCCUACAUCCACUCGUUUGGGAUCUGCCAUCGGGACAUCAAGCCUCAGAACCUGCUGCUGGACCCCGAGACGGCUGUGCUCAAACUCUGUGACUUCGGCAGUGCUAAGCAGCUGGUACGUGGAGAGCCCAACGUGUCCUAUAUCUGCUCUCGCUACUACAGAGCCCCCGAGCUCAUCUUUGGUGCCACCGACUACACCUCCAGCAUAGAUGUGUGGUCAGCUGGAUGUGUGCUAGCAGAGCUGUUGCUAGGGCAACCAAUCUUCCCUGGCGACAGUGGAGUUGAUCAGCUGGUGGAGAUCAUCAAGGUUCUGGGGACCCCUACACGGGAGCAGAUCCGAGAGAUGAACCCCAACUACACUGAGUUCAAAUUCCCCCAGAUUAAGGCACACCCAUGGACUAAGGUGAGUCAACAGGUGUUCAGGCCGCGCACGCCCCCGGAGGCCAUUGCCCUGUGCUCUCGGCUGCUGGAGUACACGCCCACCUCGCGCCUCACCCCCCUGGAGGCGUGUGCACACUCCUUCUUCGACGAGCUGAGGGACCCCAAUGUCAAGCUGCCCAACGGGCGAGAAAAACCCUCUCUCUUCAACUUCACCACCCAGGAGCUGUCCAGUAAUCCCUCGCUGGCCAACAUCCUAAUCCCCGCCCACGCCCGCUCUCAGGUCGCCACCUCCACCCCAACCAACGCCACCGCCACCGUCACCACAGAUGGUAACAGCACAGAUCGUGGCCCCAGCACCACUACCGCCUCAGCCUCUGCCUCCAACUCCACCUCCUGAACCCUCCCUCUCUGACCCCCCCCACAUCGCCCCAAUCAGGGGUGCACCUGGGUGCCAGCUGUAAGAAUGAUGACAUGGCAGGGUUUAAAACAGAUGACAACAACAACGCAACUAACUGAGCCCUCCACGUCACCCAUCUAAGUGUUUGAUUUCUGCAACCUACUCCACUGAGGACAUCUUUAUGGUCUGUUAGAGGGAGGGAGUGGUGGGGGCUGAUGAAAUAUAAGAGUAUUCAUAUAUAAACGUACCAUAUAUACACAAUACUAGCCUGCUAAUGUUUUCAAGAGGACAAUCUAUGUAUCAAAGUAAUUAUCUGUCCCCUCACCCUCCUCCUCUUCCUUGUCCACAAUGAAGCCCCCCCCCCCAACUUCAUAUCCUCAUCACUUCCCCUCUGACACCCCCUGGUUGGGAUGGCCACCCAGGCUCCUCCUCCUGUAGUGCAUGGCCUGAGUAUAGUUAGGAGCACCCAGAGUGACCUUUCACCCCUGCAUUGACGUCCACACUUCUGCUAAUUAGGCAUGAGGCACACAUACAUACACACACAUACAUUCUUACCAACACACGCCGAUGCAUGAAGGUCCUGAUAUAUGUGGACAGUCCAAUCAGAAGGGAGGUUUUGCUCGGGGUUGUUUUUAAACGGUUAGCGAACAGUUUUAUUCUGUUUUUAUUUUAUAUUCCCUUGGCUUAGGAUGGGUGGGAUCAUUUAGAUUGACAUGUCAGAUGUCUAUGGUUCUGUGUGCUUGUAUUACGUUUCCACUGAAUGUACAAAACAUUAGGAACACCCCCGUUCUACAGGGAUGCUGGCCCAUGAUGACUCCAAUGCUUCCCACAGUUGUGUCAAGUUGGCUGGAUGUCCUUUGGGUGGUAGACCAUAAAUGAUACACACGGGAAACUGUUGCAUGUGAAAAACCCAGCAGCGUUGUAGUUCUUGAGACACUCCGGUGCGCCUGGCACUUACUACCAUACCCCAUUCAAAGGCACUCAAAUAUUUUGUCUUUCCCAUUACAUCUGAAUGUCACACAUACUGUACACAAUCCAUGUCUCUACUGUCUCAAGGCUUAAACAUCUUUCUUUAACCUGUCUCCUCACCUUUAUCUCUAUGCUGAGAAGUAGAUUUAACAAGUGACAUCAAUAAGGGAUAGCUUUCACCUAGAUUCACCUGGACAGUCUGUCAUGGAAAGAGCUGGUGUUCCUAAUGUUUUGUACACUCAGUGUAUACAUACAUACAGUUUAUAAAUUACUUUGCAUUAUGUACAAAUAUAUAUAGAUAUAUGUAUAUUUAACUUCAAUGGUUCAGAAUCCGUAACGGUUAGUUGUUGGCUCACAGAGCAGGGGCAAUAUUUGCUACUGCCUAAAGACGUGAAGAGGCAAGGUGGUGUGAUUUCUUUGGUUAGAAAAGCCUUUUUUUCAGCAGUCACUUCCCUGUUUUCCUUUAUGUAAUUAUUGGUAUGUUAAUGCUGUAGACAGGACUAGAAAAACGCUCUGUUCCUUAACUAUUUUUAUUUAUCUCUAUCAGAUGACUGUGUUGUAAUGCAGUCAGUUUGGAGGGGAUGUCUCCCCCACACCUUUCCGUCUCUUUAGAUGAAGACUUUUUCUUCCAAACCAGCCCCUAGCUUCUACCCCCUUAGCAUUUGAUUUGGAAUUCAGCCAUGGAGAGAGGUCUUUGUUGUUUCUGGCUAGAUUGCGAGGAGUCCUCUGUCCCUCCUGGCUCUCCGAUUGUGACCACUGACUCAGUGUUAGUACAAUGUUCAUCAAAUGUUUGUCCAACGUUAAUUGAACAUUAGUCUAGCAUUCUGUUCUUUCCUCUAUCUCUCUCCACCUGAACCACACAAGCACCUCUCUGGUACAGUCUCUCAGAGUAGAGCGUCUUACUUACCCAGACAUAUUCACACAGGUUCAAUAGGACAACACAACUACACUGUGUAUAUGUAUACAGUUCAUAUGCUCCUCACCAAAUCCUGACUCAUAUUUUCGUUUUUUAUGUUUGUUAGUUUCUUCUGUUUUUAUGUUGUGAUCAUGGCAUGUACAGUAUAUAUGUAGAGCCAUGUACUGUUUAUGAGCAAAAACAAAGAUAUGGGGGGAGAAAAGAAAAGAAGAAAAAAACAGACUUGUUUGUUGGAUAUUGUAGAUGAUGAUGAUGAUGAUGAUGAUGCUUUAUCCAGCCAUGUAGUUCAAUCUUUACCUGUACAUUACAGUAGAUGACAGCUUUAUUAUUGGAACAACACCUAGUCAUGUAUAGUGUAUCUAUAGUUUGGAGUGCCUUUUCUUUCAUACACCUUCGCCUUGCCCCCCUUACCUCCCACCCCACCCCUCCCAUCACAUAACCUUACAUCCUCCUUAGGUGCUGUUGAAUGACUUUCUGCCCCCUCCUCUCAGAUCUCAGUUUCAGUCAAGAGUUGUGCCAAUGUUAGUUUAAUGUUAGAAUUUCUCUCUUUCUCUGUAUGUACAAGUCAUCUUCAACCUCCUUUCCCCCAUGUUUAAAGCUUUUUGUUACAAAUCUGUUUUUUAAACAUUAUCUAUAUAUAGUUCAAGAUUGUUGUCCCGAUUUGAAGAAAAGUCUGUGCUUGAAUGGUUGUUAUGGUUUCACUAGGGUGCAGAAAUAUCUUCCACACACACAACAGACAACAGAGUCAACAUAGCAUAGACAUACAUUAGAGUACAUUAUGUAUUCAGUCAAAAUGAUGCUUCUGGUAUCAAAGCCAUUACGCCAAUUGAUGAUAUUGAUGUUGUGACAAGCCAUCCUCAGAGGUAAUGCAGUACCUUGUAUCUCAUUGUCUACACACCCCUUCUCUUUUCCACCCUCCAUCCCUCUGUGUUCUGAGGGGUUUAUCAUGUCCCCCUCCCGUGCCACCCCAUCCUGUUUGCUGUAAUAUUUGUGUUCAUCAACGUGUUGCUAUCUAUCCCACCAGUGUGACCACUUCACCUCUCUCCCCUGACUCCAGUUCAACCAGAGUGAACCAUGUCAAUCCACACCACAACCGUUUCAGUUACCAAAACAAAAAGACAAGCAAGGAUAGUGGACUAUAAUAUACCGACUGUGGCAUCGUCACCCUCGUGGCAGAAGAAUAUGCUAACUGAGUUUAAAGAAAAACUAAAAGACGACGGAAAACUAACUGUAUAACAAUACCACUACUACUUGAAUGCCUCGGUUUGUGACAUUUUAUUUCAUUUUUAAAUGUUUUUUUUUUUGGUUCUGUGAAGGUAUCCUAAAUGUUCGCCCCUGUAAAUACUUCCCCCUGCGUGCCCUGAGGAAUAGUUCCCUGGUUUCCUGGUACUGUCAUUUGCAUUAAAUAAAGAGUAGGAUAGCCUGGAAAUGAA
This is a messenger RNA of Salmo salar (Atlantic salmon), 5407 nucleotides long. RefSeq names its product glycogen synthase kinase-3 beta. The record is from RefSeq and is a predicted model, not a curated record. Gene Ontology annotation, molecular function: ATP binding; tau-protein kinase activity; beta-catenin binding. Gene Ontology annotation, biological process: peptidyl-threonine phosphorylation; negative regulation of TOR signaling; regulation of microtubule cytoskeleton organization. Gene Ontology annotation, cellular component: cytosol; beta-catenin destruction complex; axon. NCBI's taxonomy places the organism in Eukaryota, Metazoa, Chordata, Actinopteri, Salmoniformes, Salmonidae.